GCCCGGAAGCCGCCGCCUCUUCGCGCCCCGGCCGCGCGGCCGCCGCCAUGAAGUUCGCGUACCGGUUCUCCGGCCUCCUGGGCACCGUCUACCGGCGCGGGAACCUCAGCUUCACCCGCGACGGCAGCUCCCUCGUCAGCCCCGUCGGGAACAGGGUCUCCGUCUUCGACCUGAAGAAUAAUAAGUGUGAGACGUACCCACUGGCUACACGGCUUAAUAUUGUGUGCGUGGGGCUCUCUCCAGAUGGAAGUCUGGCCAUUCUAAUUGAUGAAGAUGGAGCUGCCCUGCUUGUCAGUUUGAUUGGGAAGUGUGUGAUCCAUAAGUUUUAUUUUCAUAAGCCAGUUCACAGUGUUAGCUUUUCCCCUGAUGGCAAGAAAUUCGUGAUUACAAAGGACAAUGUUGCUCAUAUGUACCAUGCUCCUGGGAAGAAACGAGAAUUUAAUGCCUUUGUUCUGGACAAAACCUAUUAUGGUCCAUGUGAUGAAACAACUUGUAUCGACUGGACUGAUGAUUCCAAGUGUUUUGCAGUGGGGAGCAAGGACAUGUCUACAUGGGUAUUUGGAGCAGAACGAUGGGCAAACUUGAUCUACUACUCACUUGGAGGGCAUAAGGAUAUAAUUGUAGCCUGCUUUUUUGAAGAGAACAGUCUAGAUCUGUACACAAUUAGCCAGGAUGCUGCUCUGUGUGUGUGGCAGUGUGAUACAGAGCUUGAUGGUUUGAAGCCCAUGCCCCCUAAAGAUGCAGCUGAGGAAAAUGAUGCAGAAAAAAAUGAUGAAGAGUUUGUUGAGGAGCCAAAGGGUGAAGAAAUACAUGGAAAAGCCAAUCCAAGUGAACAAGAGACUAGAGAGAAAGUUAAAUAUUCUCGUGUUGCAAAGUAUUUUUUCAAUAAAGGGGGAGAUUUUAAUAACCUGACAUCUGCAGCUUAUCACAAGAAAACUCAUCUUUUAGUCACUGGUUUUGCCUCUGGAAUCUUUCACCUUCAUGAGCUUCCAGAUUUCAAUCUGAUCCACUCCUUGAGUAUUUCAGACCAAAGGAUAGCUUCUAUUUCUAUAAACUGUACUGGUGACUGGAUUGCCUUUGGAUGUUCAGGUUUGGGUCAGCUCCUGGUGUGGGAAUGGCAGAGCGAGUCCUACGUGCUGAAGCAGCAGGGGCAUUUCAACAGCAUGGUUUCCUUAGCAUAUUCUCCAGAUGGACAAUACAUAGUAACUGGAGGGGAGGAUGGGAAAGUGAAAGUGUGGAACACAACAAGCAGCUUUUGUUUUGUCACUUUUACAGAACAUACCAGUGGUGUAACUGCUGUAACUUUUACUUCCAAUGGUUAUGUCAUUUUGAGUGCUUCCCUAGAUGGAACAGUGCGUGCCUUUGAUCUACACAGAUACCGCAAUUUCCGAACCUUUACUUCUCCGCGACCGACUCAGUUUUCUUGUUUAGCUGUGGACUCCAGUGGUGAGAUUGUUUCAGCUGGUUCCCAGGAUUCCUUUGAAAUAUUCAUCUGGUCAAUGCAGAGCGGGAGGCUGCUAGAUGUCUUAUCAGGUCAUGAGGGUCCCAUCAGCUGUUUGUCCUUUAACCCGAUGAAGUGUGUUCUAGCUAGUGCCUCUUGGGAUAAAACUGUCAAGUUAUGGGAUAUGGUAGACAGCUGGAGAACUAAGGAGACACUGAUAUUGAACUCAGAUGUUCUUGUUGUUGCUUUCCGUCCUGAUGGCAAGGAGCUUGCAGUUGCUGCUCUGAAUGGACAGAUAACGUUUUGGGAUCAUGAAAAUGCAGUGCAGACUGGCUCAAUUGAGGGAAGGCAUGAUCUUCAGAUGGGCAGGAAGGAGCUUGAUAAAAUAACUGCCAAACAAGCAGCCAAGGGAAAGUCUUUUACUACUCUGUGCUACUCGGCAGAUGGUCAGUCCAUUUUGGCUGGUGGAUUGUCAAAAUUUGUCUGUAUAUAUAAUAUCAAGGAACAGAUUCUUAUGAAAAAAUUUGAAAUUUCAUGCAACUAUUCUUUAGAUGCAAUGGAGGAGUACUUAGAUCGGAGAAAAAUGACAGAAUUUGGCAGCAUGGCUCUGAUUGAUGAAGGGGGUGGAGGUGAAGAUGGUGUUGCCAUUCCUCUUCCUGGAGUAAAAAGAGGUGACAUGAGUUAUCGACACUUUAAACCAGAAAUAAGAGUGACUUGCCUGCGAUUUUCUCCUACAGGACGAAGCUGGGCAGCCACCACCACAGAGGGUCUUCUUAUCUAUUCACUGGACUCUGGGCUAAUUUUUGAUCCUUUUGAGCUGGAUAUUGAUAUCACACCCAACAAUAUACAUAAAACACUGCAUCGGAAGGAAUACACUAUGGCCAUUGUCAUGGCCUUCAAGCUGAAUGAAAAGAAAUUAAUUCAAGAGGUCAUGGAGGCUGUACCUAGCAAUGAAGUUGAUGUUGUUUGCUCGUCACUCCCAGACCUGUACGUGGAGAAGGUACUGGAGUUUCUGGCCUCUGCAUUUGAGGUAUCUUCUCAUUUGGAGUUCUAUCUUAUUUGGACUCAUAAGUUGCUCAUGCUGCAUGGACAGAAACUGAAGACAAGGUCAGUGAAGCUGCUCCCUGUGAUUCAGUUCCUUCAGAGAAGCAUCCAACGUCAUUUUGAAGAUGUUUCCAAACUCUGUGAAUGGAAUAUCUACAAUAUUAAAUACGCUUUGGCCAUUUCACAACAGCGGGGUAUGAAACGUCUGGCAGAAGAUACAUCAGUAGAUGAAGAUGACUUGGAUUCUGACAGUGACUAUCUUAUGCAAGGAGGUCAUAAGGACAAUCUUAGCUCCUAGUUACUCUUCAUGGGAGGGAGAAAACCAAAGACAAAGUAAUUUUAUGCAGUGGUAUUCACUGAGAAUGAGUGGCCCUCAUAGUGGCAUAUUUUGGCUCUUUUUAACAGUGUUGAUGAAUUUACCUUUGAGUUACAGAAGUGGAGCUAGUGUAGGAUAGGCAAAGUGCCAUCUGUGGUGGAUUUGGUGUACCUUAACAGCUUGACAGCAUUGGAUGGAUGAUUGAUUGAUUAAUUAAUUUCUUUUUUUAUUAUUCCUGAUUUCAAGUAAGAGAAAAAUGUAUUUUUACAUCAAUGAAGUCAGAACUAUGACUGGAAAAAGUGGAUUCUUUAUUAAAAGUGUAUUGUACGUAGA
Apus apus (common swift) is the source of this 3134-nucleotide messenger RNA. It is a transcript of the gene PWP2, whose product is annotated as PWP2 small subunit processome component. Gene Ontology annotation, biological process: maturation of SSU-rRNA from tricistronic rRNA transcript (SSU-rRNA, 5.8S rRNA, LSU-rRNA); ribosomal small subunit assembly. The transcript is spliced from 21 exons. Lineage: Eukaryota; Metazoa; Chordata; Aves; Apodiformes; Apodidae. Gene Ontology annotation, cellular component: small-subunit processome; Pwp2p-containing subcomplex of 90S preribosome. Bases 48 to 2783 code for a protein of 911 amino acids. The record is from RefSeq and is a predicted model, not a curated record. Gene Ontology annotation, molecular function: protein binding.